ACUAAAUAAAUGGAAUCUAAAUCAAGACUUCUCAUCCUUCCUACAAGAUAAAGGUAUUGACAUGGGCGACUAUUCUUAAGUGGGGACUCUGGAUAUCUGGAGGGGGGACCUGGACGACCAAUAACGCUUUAACUUAUGAUGUCAUCGGAGGAGGAGACAGAAUUCGGUUUGUACACAGAUAAGCUCCUGAAGAAAUCCAAAAGAACUAGACAGCGUGUGGACGCCGGCGAGCCGCGUAACUCUUACUCGUCGAUCCCGAAUUUCAGUUCGCGACCGACUUUUCUCGGCGGUGGUAAUAAUUUAUACGGCGCAAUUUUCACCCAACAGCAACAGUUCGGUCUUUUCGGACCGGGGUUCGCGCCCGCAAAGAUGCUCAACGAAUUACUGGGUCGGCAGAAGGUCGACUCCAGCGACGGGGAGGACGUCAAGUUCGACUCUGUGAUCCGGUGUGACGGAAGUCCGCCGUCCGGUGAACAAUUGGCCCAUCACAUGCUCAGGGACAUACUGCAGGGUCGGAAACACGACCUCCUCUCUCUGGAGCACGAGAUGAGGAACGGACAGGACCAUCUGAACAACAACAACAACGAUUCCAAAAUUGAUUCGGAACGCAACGACGUGGACGCACUCCAAGGUAUCAAGGACUGCGUGCAAGAGGCUGGCGGCAGGAAAUCCCAAGAACCACCGAUGGAGGAGGCCAUGAACGGUAUGGAAACCGAAUCGUUGCCGUCUCCCAAGGUGGAGCCAGCCAGUCCGGCCAAACCUGAAGAUGCCAAAAAAGCUAGAGUAGAAAACAUAGUGUCAGGAAUGAGAAGCAGUCCGGCACCACCACAAGUGAACGGCUGUAAGAAAAGGAAACUCUACCAACCUCAACAACACGACUCGAAUGCAGACAGAUACAUUGACGACGACAUAGAAGAAGAACAAGAACCGAUCAAACAGAAACGAGUGGAGAAGAAUCUGCUCAAAUCCCAAUUAAGAACGAUGCAAGAACAAUUGGCAGAAAUGCAACAGAAAUACGUGCAACUGUGUACGAGGGUUGAACAAGGAUCCGAGGAAAGUCAAGAAGUGGAAGAAAUUCCUAGUGAUAGUGAACAAAGUUUAAAACGAUCGGAUUCACCUUCUCCUGUAACAACUAGUCCACCUAUAGUGCAACCACCACCUCCUCCAACGUUGGUACAACAGGUGAGCAAAUUGAAAAUAAGUCCGCAAGGACCACCUUUCCACAAUGGUAUGCUCCCGGAACAUCCCCACAUGAACAGCGCCGCUGCCAUGUAUUUGGGGGUGAACCAUAAACUUUUCAUGGAGCAAGAGGCACGUAUGGCUAAAGAAGCCGCGGUCGCUGCCUCCGAAGCCCAGCAACAGAGCAUACCAACGCCCCAACAUCAGACACAAAUGCCACAAAACAAACCCGAACACAUAGCCGAAAGGCUGCAAAUGAUGAGGAACAUCUCGACGCCCACCAACAACGAUCUCGAGGGUUUAGCGGACGUGCUCAAAUCGGAAAUCACAGCAUCACUGUCGAACUUGAUCGACUCCAUCCUGACCAGGUUCGUACAUCAGCGAAGGUGCAAGCAACAGGACGCUGCCAAUGCUGCUGAACAGUUGAAUAAGGAUCUGUUGAUGGCCUCGCAACUGCUAGAUAGGAAAUCUCCAAGGACCAAAGUGGCGGAGCGACCUCAAGCUCCGCCACCGCAAAUACCAACCUCCUCAGGACCUCAAAUGGUAAAUGGCAAUGGUUGUCAGCCUGUAGUGCACAUGAACAACCACAUGAUUCCAAAGCCUUCAGAACUUCACCUACGACCUCCUAUAUUUCAGCCUCCAAAACCUCCCGGCAUAAACCAGGCCCCGUUGUUCGGCAUGAACCAUCCGUUUUGCAAGCAGGAGAACCCAGAACAGAACGAGGCCCUCAGCUUGGUGGUAACCCCGAAGAAGAAGCGACAUAAAGUUACAGACACCAGGAUAACGCCAAGGACAGUGAGCAGGAUUUUGGGCGGCCAGGAAGGUAUGGGAAUGUCCCCGGCCUCUAUGGAACACAGCCAGUGCAGUUCGCCAAGACCUCCACCAUACCCUCACCACCACCAGCCGCCUCCGAUGCUUCCCGUUUCUCUGCCAACGUCCGUGGCCAUCCCAAACCCAGGUCUUCACGAAUCUCAGGUUUUCUCUCCCUACAGCCCCUUCUUCCAUGGACCCAGCCAUGGGCACCACAUGGCGAUGCAGGCAUCGUCGUCGCCCCCAAGAAUGCACAAAAUGGAGAGGGAAUCUCCUCCAAUCCACCAUCCCCCAACGUUACUGCACCCAGCCCUUUUGGCUGCUGCUCAACACGGUGGUAGUCCGGAUUAUUCCCACAUGAGAGUGCCAUCCGGUGCUGUCAACAUGGACAAUGGAGACAGGAACUCUGACUGCAACUCUGGAGACAUAUCUUACGAUGGAAUGCAGCCUACUAUAUCCUUUUUAUGCAAAGAUUUUAGCAAAAAUCUUAGUUCUCAACAUCCGAAUAUGUCCUUAACUCCAGAGCACUCGUCUACAUUGACUCCAAUGCAUCUCAGGAAAGCUAAACUGAUGUUCUUUUGGGUGAGGUAUCCCAGCUCUUCGGUGCUGAAAAUGUACUUCCCAGACAUCAAAUUCAACAAAAACAACACUGCCCAGUUGGUUAAGUGGUUCUCGAAUUUCAGAGAAUUCUACUACAUCCAGAUGGAAAAAUACGCUAGACAGGCUGUGUCAGAAGGCGUAAAGAACGCAGAAGAUUUGCACGUCGGCGGAGAUUCAGAAUUGUACAGGGUGUUGAAUCUUCACUACAACAGAAACAAUCACAUCGAGGUAUGGGGACCACAGGUUCCUUCAAAUUUCCGGUUUGUGGUCGAGCAAACGCUACGGGAGUUCUUCAAAGCAAUCCAAGAAGGCAGGGACGCCGAACAAUCGUGGAAGAAAUCGAUCUACAAGAUCAUCUCCAGAUUGGACGACCCAGUGCCGGAAUACUUCAAAUCUCCCAAUUUCUUGGAGCAAUUGGAGUGACCCGAAGUAGGUUCCAAGAUGCCGGAGAACCACCACUGGUAUCAGCCCAUGGUGGCCAGCAAUUAAGGAAGACAACACCACAGCACAGAAUCGGUGACGUGACUGUCGACUAUUUAUUUGUUUUGAAUGGUUGUGAAGAUAUCGACGUUGUCCAUAUUCUUCCUUGGUGUCUUCAAGCGCAUUCUGGACUAUUGUUAAUACUAUUAAUCGUAAUUUCAGUUGACAGGAUGAAAGACUAUUUACAAAUAAGUAAUAUGCCUCAGGCUUUUCGUUCGUUGUGACGAACAGUGAAUACAAAUCAAUCAAUUUUUCAGCGGUUACCUGAUAUUUAACACAUAGUAUUACAGGAAAACACAAACAAUUCUAUGAUAUGUUUUACAGCCAGCAGUCAGCAAGUUCAAAAUCUGCAUUUUUCAUUUACUUCAGCAUAUUGUUCCGACCUACGCCACUGUAAACUGUGCCCAGUUAUUGUAGCAUGUGUAAAUAAGAAACAUUCCAGAUAUCUUGUACAUAGUAUUCGAAUAUUUAAUUUAUAUUAUUUUGCCCUAUUUUACCAAAGUUAACGUUCUGCUAGUCGUAUACAUAAACUUAUUCGGUCCGUGUAAGUUUAUGCCCAAAUAUAUUUAUUUAACAUUGAAAUCACCAUUCGGAAUACCAAUCCAAAUGGUGGCUUCGAACAAACAUAAUCAAUUCUUCUAUUUCGGAUAUUGAAAGUUGUUAUAUAAAUUUUUAUAUUGAGUUGGUAUGUGGUUAUAGCAUUUUUAUUUAUUAUAUUUCUUUUGUUUUUUUUUCGGUCGAAUUAUAGAAAAGUUAAGAACUGAACCAUAGUCUUAUCACAUCAAAAAAUUUAUCUUUUGUUGAAGUAAGAUGAAAAUUAUUUAGUUUUCUGAAUUUCGUCAAACAAUUCUUAUCUUCUUUUCAAGUGAAAGGAGGAUUAGACUUGUAACGUUUCCCACUUUUCGAUAAUUUGAUCUUCCUAAUUUCCAUUUUCCGUUGCAGGCUAGUUGCUCGUUCGCAUACCUACUUGAUAUACUGUACUUAAAAUUUUAAUUUAAUUUAGUUAAUUUUUCACUAGCACGUUUUAGUGUAGUAUAAACACAAUUCAAAACACUGUGUGAGGCAACUAGUCAUUGAUGAUAAUAAUUAUUAUAUUAUGAGAAUUAAUAAAUAUAGUUGUAUUAUUUUGUUCAA
This is a messenger RNA of Coccinella septempunctata (seven-spotted ladybird), 4203 nucleotides long. It is a transcript of the gene pros, whose product is annotated as homeobox protein prospero. Gene Ontology annotation, cellular component: nucleus. The transcript is spliced from 6 exons. Gene Ontology annotation, molecular function: RNA polymerase II cis-regulatory region sequence-specific DNA binding; DNA-binding transcription factor activity, RNA polymerase II-specific. The record is from RefSeq and is a predicted model, not a curated record. Gene Ontology annotation, biological process: regulation of transcription by RNA polymerase II. The coding region runs from base 136 to 3012 and encodes 958 amino acids. NCBI's taxonomy places the organism in Eukaryota, Metazoa, Arthropoda, Insecta, Coleoptera, Coccinellidae.